GGCUAGCGCGCAGCAGAGCUCGGCAUUGUGGCAGGCGGCGGGCGAGCAAGGGCGCCGAGCUGCUGGGAGCAGCAGGGCGCGGAGAGGAGCGCGCUGUGGACUCGGACUGAGCGGCGCCAGCCGCUGCGAACGCCCCUGAGCGCACUCCACUCGGAUCGCGCAACUUCGCAGGCAGGGCGCGCGGAGCCCAGGGAGCGCUCGGAGCCCCGGGAGCGCAGAGCCGGGCGCGCCGGAGCCUGAACCCGGAGCGGGCACCCGGCACCCAGCUCGCUCCGAGCCCCCGGCGGCCUCUCGGCGCAGCGUGGCUGCCGCUGCCCCCACGGAGGACACGGGCUGGCGCGGCCGGGUGCCGGGGAGGAGGCGGCGGCGGCGGAGACGGCGGCGACGAGGCUGGGGCCAGGGACAGAGCCCCGGGGGAGAGGCGCCCGAGCCGGGCUGCGGGAGCAUGUGGGCCGGGAGCGGAGCGCGGGCUGCGCUGCUGCUGGCGCUGCUGCUCUGCUGGGACCCGACGCUGAGCCAAGCAGGCACUGAUGCAGGUGGCCAGGCGCUCCCAGACUCCUUCCCUUCAGCACCUGCAGAGCCGCUGCCCCACUUCCUGCAGGAGCCGCAGGAUGCCUACAUCGUGAAGAACAAGCCCGUGGAGCUGAGCUGUCGUGCCUUUCCCGCCACACAGAUCUACUUCAAGUGCAACAGCGAGUGGGUCAGCCAGAAUGACCAUGUCACACAGGAAAGUCUGGAUGAGGCCACAGGCCUAAGGGUGAGAGAGGUACAGAUCGAGGUGUCACGGCAGCAAGUAGAAGAGCUCUUUGGACUGGAGGACUACUGGUGCCAGUGUGUGGCCUGGAGUUCUUCAGGCACCACCAAGAGUCGCCGAGCCUACGUCCGCAUUGCUUACCUGCGCAAGAACUUCGACCAGGAGCCUCUCAGCAAAGAGGUGCCCUUGGACCAUGAGGUUCUGCUGCAGUGCCGUCCUCCAGAAGGGGUGCCCGUGGCUGAGGUGGAAUGGCUCAAGAAUGAAGAUGUCAUCGACCCCACCCAGGACACCAAUUUCCUACUCACCAUCGACCACAACCUCAUCAUCCGCCAAGCUCGCCUGUUGGACACAGCCAACUACACCUGCGUGGCCAAGAACAUUGUGGCCAAGCGCCGGAGCACCACUGCUACAGUCAUUGUCUAUGUGAAUGGCGGCUGGUCUAGCUGGGCAGAGUGGUCGCCCUGCUCCAACCGCUGCGGCCGAGGCUGGCAGAAACGUACACGGACCUGCACCAACCCAGCCCCACUCAAUGGAGGCGCUUUCUGCGAGGGCCAGGCCUUCCAGAAGACCUGGUGCACCACCUUGUGCCCAGUGGAUGGAGCAUGGACUGAGUGGAGCAAGUGGUCAGCCUGCAGUACCGAGUGUGCGCACUGGCGCAGCCGAGAGUGCAUGGCACCCCCACCCCAGAACGGAGGCCGAGACUGCAGCGGGACGCUGCUUGACUCCAAGAACUGCACCGACGGGCUGUGCGUGCAGAAUAAGAGAACUCUAAACGACCCUAAAAGUCACCUGCUGGAGCCUUCAGGAGACGUGGCACUGUAUGCUGGCCUCGUGGUGGCCAUCUUCGUAGUCUUGGCAGUCCUCAUGGCAGUGGGCGUGGUUCUGUAUCGAAGAAACUGCCGUGACUUUGACACCGACAUUACUGACUCCUCAGCUGCCCUCACUGGUGGCUUCCACCCUGUCAACUUCAAGACCACAAGACCCAGCAACCCACAGCUCCUGCACCCAUCCGCCCCUCCCGACCUGACAGCCAGUGCUGGCAUCUACCGAGGGCCUGUGUUUGCCUUGCAAGACUCAGCCGAUAAGAUCCCGAUGACUAAUUCGCCCCUGCUGGAUCCCCUGCCCAGCCUCAAGAUCAAGGUCUACAGCUCCAACACCACUGGCUCUGGCUCUGGCCUACCUGAUGGAGCUGACCUACUGGGCGUCCUGCCAGCUGGCACGUACCCUGGCAAUUUUUCCCAGGAAACCCACUUCCUACACCUGCGAAGUGCCAGCCUCAGUUCCCAGCAGCUUCUGGGCCAGCCUCGAGACCCCAGCAGCAGCGUCAGCGGCACCUUUGGUUGCCUGGGUGGGAGACUGAGCAUUCCUGGCACAGGAGUCAGCCUGCUGGUGCCCAAUGGAGCCAUUCCUCAGGGCAAGUUCUACGAAAUGUACCUACUUAUCAACAAGGCUGAAAGCACCCUCCCGCUUUCGGAAGGGACCCAGACAGUAUUGAGCCCCUCAGUGACCUGCGGGCCCACGGGCCUCCUUCUGUGCCGCCCCGUCAUCCUCACUGUGCCCCACUGUGCAGAAGUCAUUGCUGGAGACUGGAUAUUCCAGCUCAAGACCCAGGCCCACCAGGGCCACUGGGAGGAGGUGGUGACCCUUGACGAGGAAACCCUGAACACCCCCUGCUACUGCCAGCUGGAGGCCAGGUCCUGCCACAUCCUGUUGGACCAGCUGGGCACUUAUGUGUUCACUGGGGAGUCUUACUCCCACUCUGCAAUCAAGCGGCUCCAGCUGGCCAUUUUUGCCCCAGCCCUCUGCACGUCCCUGGAGUACAGCCUCAGGGUCUACUGUCUAGAGGACACGCCUGUUGCACUAAAGGAGGUGCUAGAGCUGGAGCGAACUCUAGGUGGCUACAUGGUGGAGGAGCCCAAGCCCUUGCUCUUCAAGGACAGUUACCACAACCUGCGCCUUUCCCUCCAUGACAUCCCCCACUCCCACUGGAGGAGCAAGCUGCUGGCCAAGUACCAGGAGAUCCCCUUCUACCACGUCUGGAGUGGCAGCCAGAAGGCCCUGCACUGCACUUUCACCCUGGAGAGGCACAGCUUGGCCUCUACUGAAUUCACCUGCAAGGUCUGCGUGCGACAGGUGGAAGGGGAAGGCCAGAUUUUCCAGCUGCACACCACACUGGCCGAGACGCCUGCUGGCUCCCUGGACGCACUCUGUUCAGCUCCUGGCAAUGCUGUCACCACCCAGCUGGGACCCUACGCCUUUAAGAUCCCACUGUCCAUCCGUCAGAAGAUCUGCAAUAGUCUCGAUGCCCCCAACUCGCGGGGCAACGACUGGCGGUUGUUGGCACAGAAGUUGUCUAUGGACCGGUACCUGAACUACUUUGCCACCAAAGCCAGUCCCACAGGUGUGAUCCUGGAUCUCUGGGAAGCUCGGCAGCAGGACGAUGGGGACCUCAACAGCCUGGCCAGUGCCUUAGAGGAGAUGGGCAAGAGUGAGAUGCUGGUGGCCAUGGCCACUGACGGCGACUGCUAAGUGCCUGUGACCACAGGCCAGCGGGGACCAGUAGAGACAGUGCAAGAAGGCCUGGCUACCUCCCCAUGGGGAUGUCCAGCCUCUGCUGUCCUUGGCUCACAGCUGGAAUGGCCCCUUCCCUCCUCCUCCCUGUUGUAACCCUAAGACCACCACCAGCCUUAGAAAACAAACCUCUGUGCUCUGUUGCUGAGGCCAGGCACCUCUCUGCCACCGCCAUCUCCCUGGCUCACACUGGGGUGGACUGAGGCCUCUGGGGGCAGCUUGGGGCCAGGAGGCCUUCCCCCUUAUACACACUACCCUCAGCCCUGCAACUUUUGGGGCCCACAGGUUUCAGUUCCGUGUUCACAUGGUCCUCAGUUAAGGACCCUUCCCCCAGUCCCUUCCCUCUUUGAAGAGAUGGGUUCAAUUCAGACAAACUGCUUUCUACUGUCCACAAGCAAAAACAAAAACACAAAAACACCCAAAAGGGUAAAGAAGGAAAAAAGAAAGAGUUUGGCAUGCCAGCAAGGCUCAGGUGGAAAGAGCACACACACAAACCACAAGGGAAAAGAAAAAACCAGUUUCUUAGGAAACGCAAAUGAUUUAUUAUCCAGGUAUUUGGAUAGGUCCUUUUUAAGAAAAAAAAAAAAAAAAAAAAAAAAAAAAAAAAAAA
Molecule: messenger RNA, 3935 nt
Organism: Nannospalax galili (Upper Galilee mountains blind mole rat)
Lineage: Eukaryota; Metazoa; Chordata; Mammalia; Rodentia; Spalacidae
Gene: Unc5b
Product: unc-5 netrin receptor B
Exons: 17
Coding region: 446-3283 (945 amino acids)
Biological process (GO): anterior/posterior axon guidance; netrin-activated signaling pathway
Cellular component (GO): membrane
Molecular function (GO): protein binding; netrin receptor activity
Source: RefSeq, a predicted model, not a curated record